AUGCAGUUUAGGUUCCUUGUGCGAGCAUUUGAGCAUGGCGUUAUCGACAGGACUGAUAGCCUCAAGGAUCGCAUUUACUACCUCAAGCAAUACACUUCUGAGGAGCCUCAAGAGUUGACGGCGGGGGUCAGAGGAACACAAGUUACCAAUACAACGCCAGAGGUACCGCUACAUCAAGCAACGUCAGAAGAGGUCGUGGCAGAGGAACCAAGACAAGAGGCCAAAAAAGUAGACUCCGUACGAAUGCAACUACAGUUACCGGAGGACAAGAUUGCGAAGAUACAAGCUAAAUGCAAAGACAUGGCGGCGCAAGACCAGACAACAGUCCGAGAGCUGGCACAACUAAUAGGGAAAUUAGCGGCGACAACGAAGGCGAUUCUCCCCGGGCCCCUGCACUACAGGAACCUGCAGAUGCUGAAGAGGGCAGGCCUUCGUUUGAAGAGUCAAUGUUACGAGACCACAGUGACGCUCAACCCCGACUGCAAAGCAGACUUAAAGUGGUUGAUAGAACAGCUUCGAAACCACAAUGGGAAGGCAACAAUAUCGACCAAGCCAACGGGUGAUUUCACAAUCCAGUGUGUGUUAGGUGUUGGGUAUGCCUCGUUGACGGGAUGGGGCGCGGUCAUAGAAACAUCGAAGGAUGUAGCGCAGGGACGAUGGACCAAAGAAGAGACAAGACUCCAUAUCAACGUGUUAGAGUUGAAAGUAGUGGAGAUUGCCCUGAAAUCAUUAGCACGACAGGCAAAAAAUUGCCACAGACACUUCAGGCUGGACAACUCGUCAGCCGUUGCCCAGAUCAACAAAUUAGGAGGGAACAAGAUCCCGAGACCUGCUGAAGAUCACCCAAGAAGUAUGGGACUAUUGUAUUCAGAGAAACAUCUCAUUGAGAGCAGAGCACCUCCCAGGGGUGAAGAAUGUGGAAGCAGACCAAGCUUCCCGAGUAUUCAGCGACUCCAGCGACUGGCACCUGAACCAGAAAAUCUUCCGAGAAAUCGAGAAAGUUCUAGGCUAGCAGACCACCUGUUUGCCAGCCGACACAACAGACAGAAACAGCAAUAUGUCAGCUGGAAACCAGACCCAAGAGCGAUAACAUUCAACGCGUUUGCACUAGAUUGGGGAAGGUUGGAGGCAUAUGCAUUUCCACCAUUUUGCCUGAUCGGACGAUGCUUGGCAAAAGUCAAGGAGGACAAAGCGAACAUGAUCUUGACGCAAGGGCCCAAAGCGCCGCAUAGCGGCAAAAAAGCGAAGCUGGCGAAACAUUUAUAA
This is a messenger RNA of Lineus longissimus, 1266 nucleotides long. RefSeq lists its product as uncharacterized. Bases 1 to 1266 code for a protein of 421 amino acids. NCBI's taxonomy places the organism in Eukaryota, Metazoa, Nemertea, Pilidiophora, Heteronemertea, Lineidae. The transcript has 4 exons. The record is from RefSeq and is a predicted model, not a curated record.